UGUAUGGGAUCAAAACCGCACCUGCCAUAUGUUUCAUUUAUGUGCGCGCCUUCCUCUCGUUUCAGUUAGCUGAUAGGCGCCCUCGUCUCUUCUCGAGAAACCCUGGAUUCACCCUGUGCGUUCUUCUAUUUCUAAUAAUUGGCCAUCGUUGAAGUGUGAGAGUCUGAUCACUUUAUUAUUACUUUGGGUGGGAUAACAGAAGUUGUCAAGUCCCGCUUAACAGCAGACCUCGGUGAACACAGAUGUGAGAUAGACAAUCACCUCUGUCACUAGCCGGGCGCAAUUUAAACAUCUAAUGGUCGACCACAGCCUACAAAUCUUUACUUUAAGCAUCAACAAGCUCAUCAUAUUCGAGACAUAAGUCAAAAGGCAAGAGUAUUUAGAGCUUUUUUCAACAGAAGACAAGAGCGCUUUGUAAUUCUGUCGCAUGGAGUGUUGCGAGAAAUUGUCGCAAUGAGACUCCUACUUGUAGUCGCCGGGCUCCUCUCUACGAUAACCAUCAGCUAUGGAUACAAGAAACCUGUGUAUGAUGACGAUGAGGAAAGAUUGCUCCGUGAUCUUCUCACGACAUACGACAAGAAGCUACGGCCUGUGAUUCACAAGAACGAGACCGUCAAGACGAUCUUUGCCCUCACACUAAACCAAAUCAUCGAUGUUAUAGAGAAAUACGAGUUGCUAAAGCUAAGUCUGUACGUAAGACAGAUUUGGAAGAAUCCCUUGUUAUCAUGGAACGCCUCCGAGUAUGGUGGAAUAAGCCAAGUGAACCUCGAGCCUGACCAGUUAUGGAAACCCGAUAUCUACCUCUACAAUAACGCCGAUAGUAGCGCAGACGGAUCAUUAUACGGAUUCAAGGCAAAGAUCAAAGUCUCCCACACCGGACUUAACAUGUGGCUCGCCCCCACCAUUCUUACGACAUCCUGUAAGAUAAACGUCAAGUAUUUCCCUUUCGACCAGCAGUCGUGUACCCUGAAGUUCGGUUCCUGGACCUACGAUGCCGGUUCCGUGGAUAUCGACACUAGUCCUACGGCUAGUAUUAAAGGCUACCAGCAGAACGGAGAGUGGGACUUCAUCUCUUUUCCUUGCAAGCGGAACGCGCAGUUUUACGAUUGCUGCCCGCAUCCCUUCACUGAUGUCACAUGCACUUUGAAUAUUCGUCGACGUACGCUGUACUACUGGAUUAACCUUAUAGUACCCUGUCUGCUUAUAACGGUUCUUUCUUUGCUGUCUUUCAUCGUGACCACGGAGUCUGGUGAGCGCAUCUCCCUCGUCAUUACUAACCUGCUGGCGCUGACCGUCUUUAUGCUGAUCGUAGCUGAUAUUCUCCCUCCUACCUCAGAAGUUGUACCUCUUAUCAGCGUCUUUAUUACUUCGUCUAUCGUUCAGGUUGGAUUGUCCCUGGUCGCCACAUGUUUUGUGCUGCAGUGUUACCACACGAAUCCCGACAUCAACGAGAUGCCUUUCUGGAUGCGUCAUUUCGUCUGCAACAGGCUUGGCCCAUUUCUUCGAGUCACGCAUGUGAAAUAUCAAAGAGCCAAAGAAGAAUCUGGCACUAAAGCCAAGCCUGGUGCACAGCUGCGCAGCAUCAUUUAUGGUUACGGUGCACGUCCCAGUGAACCUCGUAACUCAGGCGUGGACACAAGCUUUGACAUAAGUUGCAAGGUGUGUCUGCAAGAACUCAAAGCGGCUCCCGUCUAUCGAUCCGUCUCCCGUCGAAGCAGUGAAGUUCUCUCCCCACCUGACAUGUACGCUGACAAUUUAAACAGCCAUCGCGACCGCAAUUUGUACUCUGACCAAUUCCGCGGGCGUCAGGAGGUGUUUUUCGAUCAGUAUCGUACUAAUUGCUACCACAACGACUCGCCUCCAGAUCCUCUGAAUCGCGCCCGCCUCGACUCAACAUCCGAUCCAUACAGAGCUCGCAGUGAGUACGCAAACCAGGGAUACCGUGGGCGCAAUGACUCUCGUGCCGCUGACCAGCUGUACGACAGGCGCAACAAUUCAAAUACUGCUGACCAGCCCUAUCAUGGGCGCAACGAUUUUCCCGCCGCUGACCAGCCAUACCGCGGGCGCAAAGACUCAUCAAACUCCUCUGACCACAUGCCAAAAACUGCUUGCGGGCGCGACCACCAUGACUGCAUGAGUGUGCUAGGGGGCAUCAUCCACAGGCAGGACCAUUUGGUUGAGGGGAUCAAAAGGCUGACGGACGCCAUGGAAGACCAGGAGCAGUCGUCUCUCGCCAGGGAGGAGUGGGUGUACGCCGCGCACGUGAUUGACAGGUUCUGCUUUUACCUGUUUCUUUCACUGCUGUUCACGUCAAUCGUCGUCACUUUCAACAUGAUACCAAGCUAUGACGAUACUUCUCAGAUGUAGGAAUGCAUGAGUUCCUAUCUGGUAUUUAAACUUCAUAGAGAACACGUUGCGUUGCCUAGUGCAAUCAACAUAAUCAAAGUCAUGAUCUUGCGUGACAUAUGUAAUGGUAACGCAUUACUUACUGAAGGAAGGCCAAAUCUGUGCGUGUCUUGUGAUGAAAACUUAAGGUUGUUCUCACUUGGACGUAAGCGCAAGCGGAACGCACGUAGUUUUCCGAUUCUCACUAGAACAUAUUAAGCGCAAGAGAACGCAACUGCUUGAAUUUCUUGCGCUUGCGCUUGUGUUUGACCGAUUCUCACUUGUGUUGCGCUUCCGUUUGCGCUUACGCUUGCGUCCUAGUGAGAACCAACCUUAGCGUAUCUUGUGUCAUGUGACACCACAGUUAAUAUAAUAUCGCGCCAUGCCGAUGCAUAUCUAACUCUAUCAAGGUAAAACCUUUAAAUAAAAAGUCGACAACAACGCAUAUUGCUUUAAAAAAAGAUUUUUCGGCAGGCCAAUACCUGCCCUCUUCGGGUUAAAAAAAAAACACCUCUGCGUUGUUGUCGACUUUUUCUUUUAAAUGUUUUAUUUAAUAAUUAACUGUCGACGUAGACCACAAGGUCCGACGCACUCCAGCAGAUAGAGGCUGUCGGGUGGUUUUCUCCCUACGUUUUUGUAGGUUCGCUCAAGGUAACGCAAUGAUGGGCAAAUCAAGGCUCCAGUGCCACGUCUUUGCCUCUUUGUUCUAGAAACGGCGACUUUUUUCCAACUGUCACAUUUUUGGACAAACCAAGAAAAUAAGAGGAAACCCAAGGCCAUGAUUUUAUACUCAUUUUUUUUAUUAAAAAGCGAACAAUGCACAAAAGGUUUUAUGAGCUGUACACUUGAAACUAUGGUAGGGGAGCCAUGCAGUGAAGUCAGCUUUACAAGUUUUACUUUUUUUUAACAUAGCACACGCAUAACUGUUUUUUAAGGGUCGUUUCCCUCAACAGGAAACUUGUUGCUUUUCGAGUAUCCCGGAGACUUUUUUUUUUUUCAUUUCGUUUCCUGGCCGCUUUUGCUCAUAAGUCUGCCCCAAAUCCUGAUCCCGCUAUUUUUCGCACUAAAAUUUCACAUUUCAGGUGUAUUGUACAUCACAAAAAUAGGGAAAUCUCGGUUCUGUUUAACCCUUUUGGGAUCCAAAAAGAAAGGUCGUUAGUUUGCCAUAAAGAGCAUACAUAAUCAUUUGAAAUGAAAUAAAAUUUUUAGUAUUGGUAUAGUCCAAA
Nematostella vectensis (starlet sea anemone) is the source of this 3611-nucleotide messenger RNA. Its product is annotated as neuronal acetylcholine receptor subunit alpha-7. Gene Ontology annotation, cellular component: neuron projection; synapse; membrane. The transcript is spliced from 8 exons. NCBI's taxonomy places the organism in Eukaryota, Metazoa, Cnidaria, Anthozoa, Actiniaria, Edwardsiidae. Gene Ontology annotation, biological process: nervous system process; monoatomic ion transmembrane transport; regulation of membrane potential. The coding region runs from base 454 to 2367 and encodes 637 amino acids. Gene Ontology annotation, molecular function: extracellular ligand-gated monoatomic ion channel activity; transmembrane signaling receptor activity; neurotransmitter receptor activity. The record is from RefSeq and is a predicted model, not a curated record.